AUAGCUGUGAUAAUAUAGUCGGCCGACGCGGACGUUCGAGUCUGUUGAUUUCAAUUCAUUUAUCAUUGAACGGUAAAGUAGUCCGCUUGUUUGACGAACGUUGUCGCGAACUGUGUGUGUCAUUGUACCAACCGGAAACAUACGACAAAAUAAAUAUUUUAUAUGAAUAUUAAGGCAUUUUGAGAAUAAAUAGUGAUGUUUUUCGUGAUAAUAUUAUGUAUUUUAGUGUUCAUAUAUGUAUACAGCUCUUGGACUUUUGAUUACUGGAAGAAAAAAGGCAUUAAACAUGAUCCACCUGCACCGUUUUUGGGCACAAAUAGUAAACAAUUUCUGCAAAAGGCAAGUAUGUCGAUGAUGGCUGAGGAGAUGUAUUAUAAAUACCCAAAAGAGAGAGUGGUGGGUUUCUUCAGAGGCAGAAAACCAGAGCUUGUCAUUCGUGAUCCAGAGAUUGCGAAGCGAAUUCUGGUUACUGAUUUUAAUAAUUUUUAUAGCCGAGGUUUUGUGCCGCAUAAGACGAAUAUAGAGCCCUUAUUGAAGAACAUAUUCUUUGCCGAUGGAGACUUGUGGAAACUCUUAAGACAUAGAUUCUCACUAGUAUUUAGCACGGGAAAGAUAAAAGCAAUGUUUUCAAUCAUUACAGAGAGAGCCGAAAAACUGCAAACAUUAGCUGAAAAAGUGUCGGAAUAUGAUUCUUAUGAUGCACAUGAAUUAAUGGCAAGAUACACGACGGACUUUAUAGGUGCGUGUGGAUUUGGUCUUAAUAUAGAUACUUUGAACGAUGAAACAUCGGAAUUCAGGAAGUUAGGGAAAAGAAUAUUCGUUCGUACCCCAGCUGAUGCAACACGGGGUGCUUUAAAAUUGAUAUUUCCAGAGCUGUGUAAGAAUCUGCAUUUUCUGUCUUCAGAAUUAGAGAAAUCGAUGAAUUAUUUAGUUCAUACUGUUUUGAAGCAAAGAAAUUACGAGACAUCAGGUAAGAAUGAUUUCAUCGAUUUAAUGCUGGAACUAAAACAAAAAGGAAACAUGGUUGGAGAAUCCAUUGAGGAGAAAAAUCCUUAUGGCUCAUCCAAAACCAUAGAGUUGGAACUUAGCUUUGAUUUAAUGAUUGCUCAGGUAUUUGUCUUUUUUGGUGCUGGAUUCGAAACAUCAUCAACUUCUUCGAGUCAUACCCUACAUCAGCUAGCUUACCAUCCAGAGAUCCAAAGGAAGGUUCAAGAAGAAAUUGAUAGAGUUUUGAUUAAGUAUGAUAACAAAAUUACCUAUGAUGCAGUGAAUGAAAUGAAUUAUUUGGAGAAAACUUUCUACGAAUCGCUAAGGAUGUAUCCGCCAGUUGCUUUUCUAAUGAGGGAAUCGGCGAAAAAAUAUACGUUCCCGGAGCUUGACUUGAGUAUCGAUGAAAACAUGAAAGUUAUAAUUCCCAUAAAAGCUAUAUUCAACGACGAAACCUACUUUGAAGAGCCAAACAGAUUUAAUCCAGACAGAUUCCAAUCACUGAAGGAUAUGAAGAACCAUAUCUUCAUUCCCUUUGGAGAUGGACCACGAGCUUGUGUUGGUGCAAGACUAGGUCUGAUGCAAUCGAUGGCUGGGAUCGCGGCAAUAUUACACAGGUUUGAUGUUGAACCUUCUUCGGAAUCCAUUCGAAAUCCCAAAACGGAUCCAACUGGAAUUGUGUCGGAGAAUUUCGCGGGUGGACUGCCUCUUAAGUUAAGAAAACGAAAGUGCGCUAUGUAAUUUAUUGUUAAUAACUCAAACCAAAAUUAUAUUGGACUGUCAAGUAAUUUGAAAACCGACAGAUAGAUGGAGGGACUUAUAGAAGAGUGUUAGUAAUCUGCGGGUUAUAAAAAAAUUACUUCCAUGGCUACUGUCCAUGGAAGUAUUUUUUUUUAUCUUUAAUAAAAGUGUCUUGUCCGGCUCGCAUUUCACCAGUUUUUCUAUAGAGAUAGAUAGAUACAGACUAACGGCCGUUUUCAAUAACGUAUCUCUAGUUACGGAUACAUUGCUAUCACCGUUUAAUGACAAGAUCUUAUCAAUCUAUAGUUAUAUCCAAUAUAGUUGAGUCCAAUGCUUUAUGUCAAUAGGUUAUUGAAAUGUAAGUAAGCGUAAAAGGAUAGAUUUAUCUACCUCUAGUAAAUUAAACUAAGAAUUCAAAUUCAACUAUUUUUAUUCAAAAUAGGAUUUAAAAUCACUUAUUGACGGUCAAAAACUACCACCAAUUCAAAAGAGACUGCCUCAGACCUGAGAUGAAAGGGCGCAAGAAACUCAGCGGGCUUUUCUUAUAUAAAAUAUGGAUUACAAUAAACAUUUAUAAUUAAAGAGCCUGAGGGUGUUCACUUUAUUCCCAGUCCGUGGUGUCAUUAAGAAAAUCGUUUAUGCUAUAAUAACCUUUCCCACACAUACGCUUUUUAACAAUUUUUUUAAAUUUCGUAACACAUUUGUUUUGUACAUUUUCUGGGAUCAUAUUGUAGAAGCAUAUACAUCGCCCUACAAAAGACUUACUAACUCGACCCAACCGAGUAGUAGGCAUAACAAGUUUAUGUUUGUUCCUCGUGUUAACAUUAUGAAUGUCACAGUUUCUAGAAAAUUUCUCAAUGUGCUUAUGAACAUACAGAACAUUAUCAAAAAUGUAUUGAGAAACAACAGUCAAAAUGUUUAUUUCUUAAAAAAUUUCUCUUUAUGAUUCUUUAGGACCUUGGUUAUCAUUUAAUAUAUUUGGUUUUAUGACUAUUUAACAAUUAGUUAUUGGCGCUAAGCCAGUACACGAUGUCAGAUAGAGCACUGUUU
This is a messenger RNA of Leptidea sinapis, 2778 nucleotides long. It is a transcript of the gene Cyp6ab5, whose product is annotated as cytochrome P450 6B2-like. Lineage: Eukaryota; Metazoa; Arthropoda; Insecta; Lepidoptera; Pieridae. Gene Ontology annotation, molecular function: heme binding; oxidoreductase activity, acting on paired donors, with incorporation or reduction of molecular oxygen; iron ion binding. The record is from RefSeq and is a predicted model, not a curated record. Bases 196 to 1728 code for a protein of 510 amino acids. The transcript is spliced from 2 exons.